AUGGAGAUAGGAGAAAGUAAGCAAGAAAGGUGGUGUGGACUAAAGGAUUCUUCAUGGUGUAAACAAUUCAAAAACAUAUCAAAUCCUUUGAUGGCAAGAUAUGUAUAUGGCUUUAUUUUUCUAGCUGCUAAUCUAUUGGCAUGGUCUGCACGUGAUGAACUUUCUAGCAUUAGUACACUAACAAAACUCAAAGGUUUAAAAGUCUGCAAGGUUGAAAAAGAGUGUUUGGGAGCAAAUGGUGUCUUAAGAGUGAGCAUGGGGUGCUUUCUGUUUUUUAUGAUGAUGUUUUGGUCAACUACAAGAGCUUCUAAAUUGAAUGAAGCAAGAGAUAAAUGGCAUUCUGGAUGGUGGUCAAUAAAGAUUGUUCUAUGGAUUCUAUUGACAAUUUUUCCAUUUUUACUCCCUUCUCCUUUGAUUGAACUCUAUGGGCAGGUAGCACAAUUUGGUGCUGGAGUUUUCCUCCUAAUUCAACUGAUAAGCAUAAUCAGCUUCAUUAAUUGGCUUAAUGAGUAUUUUGCAUCUGAAACAUAUGCAGAAAGAUUCAAAAUCCAUGUGAUGAUAUUUGCUACAACUUCAUAUUUUAUAUGUUUGGUGGGAAUAAUUUUGAUGUACAUUUGGUAUGCACCAAUACCAUCAUGCCUUCUGAACAUUUUCUUCAUUACUUGGUCUUUAGUACUUCUCCAACUCAUGACAAGUGUAUCUCUUCACCCAAAAGUAAAUGGUGGACUUCUAAGUCCAGGGUUGAUGGGACUAUAUGUUGUCUUCCUUUGUUGGUGUGCAAUUAGAAGUGAACCCGAAGGAGAUCAAUGCAUCCGGAAGGCAGGCACUAUGCCCGAAACCGACUGGCUAAACAUCAUUAGUUUUGUUAUUGGAAUACUAGCAAUAGUUUUUGCAACAUUUUCAACAGGCAUAGAUUCUAAAUCCUUUCAGUUAAAGAAGACUGAGAAGGCAACAGAAGAAAAUGAUGUUCCAUAUGGUUAUGGCUUCUUUCAUUUUGUUUUUGCCGUAGGAGCUAUGUACUUUGCAAUGCUAUUGGUUGGAUGGAAUAGUCAUCAUUCAAUGAAAAAAUGGUCACUUGAUGUGGGAUGGACCAGUGCUUGGGUCAGAAUAGUAAAUGAAUGGUUGGCAGUCUGUGUAUACUUAUGGAUUCUGAUAGCCCCAAUUAUAUGGAAGAACAGACAUACUGAAUCUACAUGA
Messenger RNA from Lathyrus sativus (Indian pea), 1197 nucleotides. Lineage: Eukaryota; Viridiplantae; Streptophyta; Magnoliopsida; Fabales; Fabaceae. The record is from the annotation of a GenBank genome assembly.